Messenger RNA from Manis pentadactyla (Chinese pangolin), 2313 nucleotides. It is a transcript of the gene SEL1L2, whose product is annotated as SEL1L2 adaptor subunit of ERAD E3 ubiquitin ligase. Gene Ontology annotation, molecular function: protein binding. The transcript has 17 exons. The record is from RefSeq and is a predicted model, not a curated record. Bases 54 to 1784 code for a protein of 576 amino acids. Gene Ontology annotation, cellular component: endoplasmic reticulum membrane. NCBI's taxonomy places the organism in Eukaryota, Metazoa, Chordata, Mammalia, Pholidota, Manidae. Gene Ontology annotation, biological process: ERAD pathway.
UAAAAGGACAUGCAAAGAAAAAUUUCACAGAUGAAGGAGACCACAUAUUUAAGAUGGGCAUGAAGAUUCUCCAGCAGUCUAAAAAUCAAAAACAAAAAGCGGAAGCCUACAUACUCUUUGCCAAAGCAACUGACUUGAGAAAUUUGAAAGCUAUGGAGAAAAUGGCUGAUGCUUUUCUAUUUGGGAAUUUUGGCAUGCAGAACAUAACAGCAGCUAUCCAAUUAUAUGAGUCCUUGGCUAAAGAAGGAUCGUAUAAAGCCCAAAACGCAUUAGGAUUUUUGUCUUCUUACGGAAUAGGAAUGGAAUAUGAUCAAGCCAAGGCACUGAUAUAUUACACCUUUGGAAGUGCUGGAGGAAGCAUGAUGGCCCAGAUGAUUUUGGGAUACAGAUAUUUGUCAGGAAUCAAUGUUCUACAGAAUUGUGAAGUUGCCUUAAAUCAUUACAAGAAAGUGGCAGAUUAUAUUGCCGACAAACUGGAAAAAAGUGAAGCUUUUCCAGUGGAAAAAGUGAGACUAACUGAAAGACCUGAAAAUAUGAAUUCUAACAGUGAGAUUUUGGAUUGGGACAUAUACCAAUACUAUAAAUUUUUGGCAGAAAAAGGAGAUGUUCAGAUACAAGUAUCUCUUGGACAAUUACAUCUAACUGGGAGGAAAGGUCUAGAUCGGGAUUACUAUAAAGCAUUAUACUACUUUUUAAAGGCAGCAAAGGCCGGGAGUGCAAAUGCCAUGGCAUUUAUAGGAAAGAUGUAUUUAGAAGGGAAUGCUGCAACACCGCAAAAUAAUGCUACUGCCUUCAAAUAUUUUUCCAUGGCAACCAGUAAGGGUAAUGCGAUUGGUCUCCAUGGGCUUGGUCUUCUUUACUUUUAUGGGAAAGGAGUUCCUGUGAAUUAUGCUGAAGCACUUAAAUACUUUCAGAAAGCUGCACAGAAAGGAUGGCCCAAUGCACAGUUUCAGUUAGGCUUCAUGUACUACUAUGGCUCUGGAGUAUGGAAGGAUUAUAAACUUGCCUUCAACUAUUUUUACUUGGCAUCUCAGAGUGGGCAGCCCCUUGCCAUUUAUUAUCUGGCCAAGAUGUAUGCCACAGGAACAGGAGUGUUAAGAUCAUGCAGAACUGCUGUGGAGCUUUAUAAAGGUGUCUGUGAACUAGGCCACUGGGCCGAGAAAUUCCUGACUGCAUACUUUGCGUAUAAAGAUGGUGAUAUAGAUUCUUCUCUUGUUCAGUAUGCACUACUGGCAGAAAUGGGGUACGAAGUAGCUCAAAGCAAUUCAGCAUUCAUUUUGGAAUCUAAAAAGUCCAAAAUUCUUGAAAAAGAGAGGAUGUAUCCAAUGGCACUUCUCCUAUGGAAUCGAGCUGCCAUUCAAGGCAAUGCAUUUGCUAGAGUAAAACUUGGAGAUUACCAUUACUAUGGCUACGGGACUAGGAAGGACUAUCAAACAGCAGCCGCUCAUUACAGCAUCGCAGCUUCCAAGUAUCAGAGUGCACAAGCCAUGUUCAACCUGGCGUACAUGUACGAGCAUGGGUUAGGGAUCACAAAGGACAUCCAUUUGGCCAGGAGAUUGUACCAUAUGGCUGCUCAAACAAGUCCAGAUGCUCACGUACCUGUGUUCUUUGCCCUCAUGAAACUGGAAACUGUGCAUUUACUCCAAGAUAUCCUGUUUUUUAAUUUCACAAUGAAAUGGAAAUGGAUAAAAUUGGACAACAGCCUUGGACUACACUGGGAUUUAUUUAUGAUUGGCCUAAUUGUUGCUGUGCUGACCUUCUUGCUCAGAAAUCGCUAUGGGUAGUGUCUGGAUCAUGGGAAAACCUGCUCCUGGGAAACAGCUCACUUCAGGUUGUCCUCACUAAAUAAAGAAUUUCCUCAUCAAAUGUAAGAGUCUGCUGCAGAUUUCUCACACGGCUAUAAUGGAAAACGGACAAAGCUGGGGACCUGUCCUCUGAGAAACCAUUUCAGACCUCUUGCUUAGUUGAGGUGACCAUUUGGGGGCUGCUGGAGGUGGGUCACCCAAGAUUUCCUUACAAACUUGUCAGGUGAUCUAGUCCUGAGUUAGGAGUAAACAGCACCCAUUUUCACAUUGUCUAAACCUCUCCCAUUUUGAGAGGACAAAAUGGGUUCUUGCCUCCUACAGACAUACUGUGGUGGAGGAAGGGGGAGUUUGGGGAUGGAAAGGACAAAGAUCCCUCAGAAUCUGAUAAACACAAAAAUUACAUAUAGACCUUCAUCUUGUGGGAAUUACAAAUAGACCGCAUCUUGCCUGUGAAUGGCACUGUAGCCUGUAGCUCUGAUGAGUUUCUGUGGUGUUCUGUGCUGGGGAC